Messenger RNA from Lepisosteus oculatus (spotted gar), 4000 nucleotides. RefSeq names its product LIM homeobox 3 (gene lhx3). Gene Ontology annotation, molecular function: zinc ion binding; RNA polymerase II transcription regulatory region sequence-specific DNA binding; DNA-binding transcription factor activity, RNA polymerase II-specific. Lineage: Eukaryota; Metazoa; Chordata; Actinopteri; Semionotiformes; Lepisosteidae. The record is from RefSeq and is a predicted model, not a curated record. Gene Ontology annotation, cellular component: nucleus. Gene Ontology annotation, biological process: regulation of transcription by RNA polymerase II; neuron differentiation.
UACUCCCCUUCAGCACCACGGACAGGGCAAAAUGUCAACAGCGCCGCAUCCCCGCUCGCCGCUUUUGUUAUGUUAAAGACCGGUACUCCUAGCAACUCUAGGUCAGCUGACGGUAUUAAUUGUCGCUGUAGGAAUCCCCGUCUUCACCCACGGAACAAAACAGCUAGUUACACUGUAGCUUUCUAAAAGUUGACAUCUCACCAGGAAGCGGCGACUUUGACGUCUGUUGUGUACACUGAUUUUAAUUCGCCGAUCCGAAAAAUCUGAGGCAAACCCUGCCUUUCCUUUUCGUUAUCGCCCGCGAAGCCGCUUUGAAAAUUAGCGCUACAGUUUGUUUUGUUUGGUUGUGUGUUUUUUUUUUACAGUUAGUGUAUAAAAGGCGCGUUAGUCUUUUUUUUCUCCUACAAGCCGUGCCUUUUGUUUCAAAAUACCUUUUACGGUUGAUCACAGAACACCUUCCGUAUGCAUUAAUUUCCAUUUUAAACCUUGCCACUUCGACUAAACAUGUUGCUUGAACACUCGGGAUCAAGCUGUCAGAAUCACAGUAAUUUAUCCAGAUACAAUUCCAGCCAAGAGAUCCCAGUGUGUGCGGGCUGCAAUCAGCACAUUGUGGACCGCUUCAUUCUAAAAGUACUGGACAGACAUUGGCACAGCAAGUGCUUGAAAUGCAGCGAUUGCCAAACGCAGCUGGCGGAUAAGUGUUUUAGCAGAGGCGAGAGCGUCUACUGCAAAGAAGACUUUUUCAAGAGAUUUGGGACUAAAUGUGCCGCCUGCCAACAAGGUAUUCCGCCGACUCAGGUCGUACGAAGGGCGCAGGACUUUGUCUAUCAUCUCCACUGCUUCGCCUGUAUAGUGUGCAAGAGACAGCUCGCCACCGGUGACGAAUACUACCUAAUGGAGGAUAGUCGGCUAGUGUGCAAGGCCGACUAUGAAACCGCUAAACAGAGAGAGGCAGAUUCGACUGCGAAGAGACCACGUACCACCAUCACAGCCAAACAGCUUGAAACCCUGAAGAACGCCUACAACAAUUCUCCUAAACCGGCCAGACAUGUUAGGGAGCAGUUGUCUUCGGAGACCGGUCUGGAUAUGAGAGUCGUGCAGGUGUGGUUCCAGAACAGAAGAGCAAAAGAAAAGAGGUUGAAAAAGGACGCGGGCCGGCAGAGGUGGGGCCAAUACUUCCGCAACAUGAAGAGAUCCAGAGGAAGUGCCAAAUCGGACAAGGACAGCAUACAGGAGGAAGGGGUGGAUAGCGAUGCUGAGGUCUCCUUUACAGAUGAGCCGUCCAUGUCAGAAGUCAGCCACUCCAAUGGGAUAUACAGCGGGUUGAACGAGACCACCUCUUCGAUUGGCAGGCAGACUGGGACCCAUGGUCCGUUCCCUCUAGAGCAUGGCGUGAUCCAGGCCCAGGACCAAUACCAUGACAUCCGUUCCAGCAGUCCCUAUGGCGUUCCCCAGUCUCCAACCUCCCUUCAGGCCCUGCCUGGACACCAGCCUCUCAUCUCCAGCCUGGUGUAUCCAGACUCUGGCUUGGCCAUAAUGGCCCAGGGUGCACCAGGUAUGACGCAGGCCAUGCGUGUAUUAGGUGGUAACGGACCCAGCUCAGACCUGUCGACUGGCAGCAGUGGAGGCUAUCCGGACUUUCCUGCCAGUCCGGCCUCAUGGCUGGACGAGGUGGACCAUACCCAGUUUUGAUAAAGCCUCAGAGGUCUUGGUUUAGUCUUUCAAGUUAUUUUUGGACAUUCUUCUGAAGAUCUACAGGGUUAGAAGGGCAAUUUGUCCCAACAUACUAGAAGAAAAGCAGAGCGAAGGGUUUCAGGUCUGUUGUUGUUUUUUUCCUCUCUGAGACUCUGCGCAAGCUGAACUUUGAACAAUUCCGAAACUUUAAAAAACCAGAAAGGACUGAUCGGUCUAGGAUGGGAGCUAGAUUCUUUUAAAUUUUUUAUUAUCCUACCGCGAGAGUUUAUCCACGAUAUGAAAGAUUGCCAAGAGGCUUUAACGUAUAUGUUUUGAUAUAAUCUCAGUUUAAAAUCUGGACGACUAACAUGAAGCUGAAGGACACAGAUGUUACUCUGAGGUCUGAAGUUUGUGCAUUUCAGAGAUGGACAGUGACUUUUAACCUGGUGUCUGCUUGCCUUUGGAUGUUCAUUAAACAGUAAUGCCCCCCCACCCCCAACACACACCUCCAUUAUGUUUGCAGGCAAGUUUUACUGGAACUAUGAUAUUGGUCCCUGCCAAAACGUGGGAUAUUAGUGAAAUGACUUUGUGAGACUCCACGUGUGGCAUCCAUAUCUGAACAAACAUCGGGAAACGAACUAAAAAACAGUGAGAACCUCUCACGACAAAUUUCAGAUUUGUAGAACCUUUCCUCUCCCAGAAGUCCAUCAGUGCCAUAUUUGCACUAAAGAGGCAAAUUCAUUUCAUGUUACAGUAUAUUGCUGCCAUGGCUUUUGAAGCACAGGGAAACCACGACAGAGUGAUACAACUCCAUCAAAGUAAACAAUGACAUAUAUAUUUGAUUUGAAGGAUUUUUUGCAGAGUUUGUUUUGUUGUACUCGGUAUAGUUCAUUAUCUGUGCUUCAUAACCCACUGCAGUGUUGUGACAAGAAAACUGAAAGCAAUUUAGUGUUAAAUAUAUAGGGCCCCUUAUUUUUGGUAUUUCCAGAUAAAUAAUUUGCAGGGUAAAACAGUAUAAAUUUAUUAAUUAUCAAAUAAGUCCAUUUGCUUUUCAUGUAUGUAACAUCAUAGUGAUGCGAACGCCACUGCCCUCUCUCAGUUUCCCUCUGGUCUUGCACAAGCAGUUUCUCACGUCUCCACCUGAUCACUCGUGACAGUGACAGCCACACAUGACCUAAAUGGGGGUUGUAUUCCGUGGUGGAUGAAGUGGUUUCCCCUUAUAUGUCGUGCACUUUGGGAUCUUUUGGGAUGAAAGACACCACACAAAUGGCAGGAAUUACUAUGAUUGUAAUCAUCAUCACAGCCACUGAGCAGUUUCUUAAGCACAGUUGACAAACUAAUCCCAGAGCCUGUUUAACACACAUUUCAGUCCUGCAAUUUCAAAACUGAGACUCGUGUGAGAUCUUUAUGGUUGCCUAUUUAUUUUUAACCAGAUUUUAAUUAAGGCAUCUAUACCAAUAAUCCUUCCAAUAAAAUGGCGAUGUUCUGCAGUAUUCUUUCACAUGCACCAUUUAAAUUGCAUGGAGUUAUUAAUAAGAAGAAUCAAGGGCAAACUUCUCAUUGGAGUCAGUCACCAAUCUGCUUUCCUAAAGUAGGAAUGGUUGGAGCAGCCUGGAGCCUGUCCAGCAGAACUAUAUCUUGAACUGGGUGGUAGUCCACUGCAGAGCACACAAACACAAGCACACAGGUACAGUUCAGAAACACAGAUUAACUCAUCCAGCACGUCUAAGAACAUAAGACCAGUUAAGAAGAGGGGAGGCCGUUUGACCCAUUGAGCCCAUGUGGAAGUUAGUAGAUAAUUGUUCUGAAGAUCUCACCCAGCCACAUCCCAAAGGAAGGCAGGUUAUCGGCUUCAACAACAUCGAUGGGUAGCAUGAUCUACCAUGAAACUAUAAAUCCAGAGAAUAACUUUCAGUAAUUUGAGAUUUAGUAAAGCCUUCAGGUAGGCAACAAGACAAUAAACACUUAAAAGAAAGAGCCAUACAAAUGGAAGCCCCAUGGUUGUGAUCCAAUGCUAGCCUUUCUGUUUCUGCAUUUUCCAUGUGGAACACUGCAGAACUUCUUUGUCAGUGUCUCUGUUUUACAGUGUCUGGUUGUUGCCAAAUGUCAAAUACGACUUUAUAUUGUGGAGAGUAUUUUAUGACUAAGUCCUCUGUGAGCUGAAUUUCCUAUGUGAACACAGAUGGUGGACUUUAUCUCAGAACUAACUUGACAGACUAGUGGUAAAUUUUGACUCCCCUGCUUAUUAAUGGUUGUUCUAUGCAUUUGUGUGUUUUCAAAUGUAUCUUGUAUGUUUCAUUAUACUGAAUCACCUGGGUGUGCUGGA